Molecule: messenger RNA, 1316 nt
Organism: Helobdella robusta
Lineage: Eukaryota; Metazoa; Annelida; Clitellata; Rhynchobdellida; Glossiphoniidae
Exons: 7
Coding region: 154-909 (251 amino acids)
Molecular function (GO): protein serine/threonine phosphatase activity
Source: RefSeq, a predicted model, not a curated record
UUUGGGUUUUAAUGGCGACCAUCGGGCCGUGCUAAAAAAAACAACAUCAGAAAUAGGAAUCCACUGACAUAAAGUUUUGUAAAAAGUAAAAAAACACUUAAAUUUGAUGGUCAAAAGUCAAAAAAUAAAAUUUUCGUUAAUUUAUUGGCUUAUAUGUUUCGCGGGUGUCAGCUACUCUGCCACCAUCCGACCAACAACAUGGGCUUGCAUACUUUUGUCGUUAUCGCCUACCGAGUUUGGAGUUUCAUAUGCUACUGCGUACGCAGGCAGAUGAGAACGGUCAUUCAGCAUCAAACAGUCAAGUACCCACUUAUGCCUGUCUCCUACAUACACAGAAACAGAUUAAAUCGAGUAAAAAGAAAAACUUUGGUGUUAGAUUUGGAUGAAACGUUAAUACAUUCUCACCACGAUGGUAUAUUGAGGCCAACAGUCAAACCUGGCACUCCACCCGAUUUCAUUCUUAAGGUCGUCAUCGACAGGCACCCUGUCAGGUUCUUUGUGCACAAACGACCCCACGUUGAUUUUUUUCUUGAUGUCGUGAGUCAGUGGUAUGACCUGGUUGUCUUCACAGCCAGUAUGGAGAUAUAUGGUUCGGCCGUGGCUGACAAGUUGGACAAGAACAGGGGCAUCCUUAAGAGGAGGUUCUUUAGGCAGCACUGUCAGUUGGAAUAUGUUAGUUACACAAAAGAUUUGUUGGUAGUGAACAACGACCUCACUAGUGUUUUUAUCAUGGAUAAUUCGCCUGGAGCUUACAAAUCCUUCCCAGACAAUGCCGUGCCGAUACAAUCAUGGUUCCAGGACCCUCGAGAUACAGCACUACUAAACAUACUUCCGGUGUUGGAUGCUUUAAGGUUCGUCUCCGAUGUCAGGUCCAUAUUGAAGAGGAAUCUGCACCUCCCUGCUAGCUGAUACAUCAUUCAUUAUUCUUCAUUAUUAUUGUUCAUUAGAAUUAUUUCUGUUCAAUAUUAUUAUGCAUUGUUUUGUUUUGUGUAAUUAUUGUUGUCUGUGUAACUCUAACAGCUCGUUUGAAAAAGUUUAUUAUUUAGUAGAUUGCAGUCAUCGUUCGGCUGUCAUCGCCGUGGUCCUCAUCAACGUCAUCAGUCGUGGCGCUGAUGUGCAUUAUGAUUUAUUAACUUAUUGAAUGUUAAUAAUGAUAAUUUAAUAAUUGGCGUUGAUGUUAUGAUUGCUACUUUUAUUGUAAUUAUUAUUAUGAUUAUUAUUGUUAGUUUUGUUUUUACAGGCUAUAUUCUUUUACAGUUUAUUUAGCUACAUUAAAGUUUGUUGCGGAAUGUUAAUAUUACUUCAGACUGGUUAUU